Messenger RNA from Electrophorus electricus (electric eel), 1848 nucleotides. RefSeq names its product inhibin subunit beta Aa (gene inhbaa). Gene Ontology annotation, molecular function: growth factor activity; cytokine activity. The record is from RefSeq and is a predicted model, not a curated record. NCBI's taxonomy places the organism in Eukaryota, Metazoa, Chordata, Actinopteri, Gymnotiformes, Gymnotidae. Gene Ontology annotation, cellular component: extracellular region.
CUCGUGCAUAGUGAUCAGUCCCAGACCUCUCGUGAGUACGCUGCUUCCCCAGGGCUCCUCCAGAAGCUGCCUGCGUUUUCCAUACGAACUUCCCAAGGACCCAGAACGCAAGCAAGAGAGAGAGAGAAAGAGAUACAGAGAGAGCGCGAGAGAGGGAGGGAGAGAGAGAGAGAGCAAGAGAGAGUGAGAGAAACCCAUUACAAGUCAAGUCCAACAACUGGCAGAACUUCAUUUUCUUCAAUCAGCACAUCUCAUCCCCACAGCUCUUCUUUAACAAGAAGGAUUACCUUAUUUUUCUUGCUUUACUUUGAUUGCAAUAGUUUAGAUCUUUUUUUUUUUUUUCUUUUUUUUUUUUUUUUUACAAACUUCUGUCAGACUUAUCACAUCCACAGGUAGACAGCAGAGCUAACGCUGAACGUCAGUUGGACGGAUUUUUUAUUUAUUUUUUUAACAAAGAGGAACUUUUGAAAACUUAUUUUCUCCCCCUUUUUGUUCCAUUUUCAUUUUCGCUUGAAUUUCGGUGCUAGUCAGCCGGACUGCUGCGGCCAGUCUGACUUGCUCCUCCAACCUUCCUCCAGAAUUUGCUGUCUGCACUCCCAGGAUGUCUCUACUGCCAGCUGUGAGCGGGGCCCUGCUGCUCCUGGCUCACUGCUGCUCCCUCGCUGCCAUGGUCACAUCGGGCACACUGGCAGCAAGCAGCCAUGCGCUGCCACCCUCGCUGUCUGAGCAGGAUGUCCUGUCGGCAGGAUGCCCGUCCUGUGCCUUGUCCCGCAUGCGGAGAGGUAGCCAGGCUGACGAGGAGGAGACACAGAGGGAUGUGGUGGAGGCGGUGAAGACGCACAUCUUGAGCAUGCUGCACCUGCAGGCACGACCCAACAUCACGCACCCUGUGCCCCGAGCCGCCCUGCUCAACGCCAUCCGCAAGGUGCAUGUGGGGCGCGUGGCCAAGGAUGGUAGCGUCCUGAUUGACAACGAGCCUCACGGCCGCACCAACGCCGAGAGCUCAGAGCAAGCCGAAAUCAUCACCUUCGCUGAAGCUGGUGAAGCUACUGGACUGAUAAGCUUCCUCAUCUCCAAGGAGAGUGACCAGAUGUCUCUGGUGGAGCAGGCCAAUGUAUGGCUUUUCCUGCGGUUGCCAAAGGGGAACCGCACUCGGACCACCGUCACCAUCCAUCUGCUGCUGCAGGGGCCGGGCUCUGAGGAGCAGCUACUGGCCGAGAAAGCUGUGGACACACGUCGCAGUGGCUGGCACACGUUCCCAGUGGUGGCCAGUAUGCAGGCCCUGCUGGAGCGUGGCGGGAGCGUACUGAACCUGCGAGUCUCCUGUCCCCUGUGCGCUGACGCCCGUGCCACGCCCAUCCUGGUGACCCCAGGUGGCGGGGAGCGCGAGCAGUCACACCGGCCCUUCCUGAUGGCUGUGAUUCGGCGAGCAGAGGAGCAGGGCAUGCAGCGGAGACGCAAGCGUGGCUUGGAGUGCGACGGCAAGGUGCGCGUGUGCUGCAAGCGCCAGUUCUACGUUAACUUCAAGGACAUCGGCUGGAACGACUGGAUCAUCGCGCCAUCCGGUUACCACGCCAACUACUGCGAGGGCGAGUGCCCGAGUCAUGUGGCCAGCAUCACCGGCUCCGCCCUCUCCUUUCACUCCACUGUCAUCAACCACUACCGCAUGCGGGGAUACAGCCCGUUCACCAGCAUCAAGUCGUGCUGCGUUCCCACGCGCCUCCGCGCCAUGUCGAUGCUCUACUACAACGAGGAGCAGAAGAUCGUCAAAAAGGACAUUCAGAACAUGAUCGUAGAGGAGUGUGGCUGCUCGUAAGACGGUAUUUAAGGCUAAAACUAGAGCAGGGA